This is a messenger RNA of Adineta steineri, 1008 nucleotides long. The record is from the annotation of a GenBank genome assembly. NCBI's taxonomy places the organism in Eukaryota, Metazoa, Rotifera, Eurotatoria, Adinetida, Adinetidae.
AUGAAUUCUAUUUCUUUCUUUAUAUUAUCCAUUAAUUUCCUUCAUAUUUAUUCGUCAACAAAAACAUGUUAUGGUCCUUGUAUUACUGCAUCAAGUAUCGAAGCAUUAGAUCAAGAUCUACAACUAAUUCAACCAUUACCUAUUGAUUGUGGUAGAUUAUCAUGUGAAUUUUAUUUAAGUCCAAGUUCAGCAUUAGGCUCACAUGGUCCAUUAAGUGCUUAUGGUCCAUUAGGAACAAUGGGUCCAAUUGGACACCAUCUAUGGAAUCCAACAGCAUGGAGAUCAGAAUCACCAACACUAAUUGAUCGAACUACAUCUCAUAUGUUAUUUGGACUUUCUAAUAAUCCGCUUUCUUCAACAGGACCCUUAUCAUCAGAUUCUUAUCAUUCAAAACUUCCAUUAACCAAUGAUUUUGGUAAACAUUUACGAGCAUUUGGAUUAUGGAGUGUUUUAGGUCCAUUUGGACCAUUAGGUGCUUUAGGUCCAUUAGGAGCUCUCGGACCAACAGGACCUUAUAAUACAAUGAAUUUAGAAGGACAUCAUAGUGUUCAAGUGAAAUGGACAGUAAAUGAAACUCGUUAUUUUGAUUUAGUUGAAGUUCUUGAUGAAUCCCAUGUUCAAGAAGAAUUAGAUUGUUCAUUUAUGAUAGUUGGUGUUAUCAGACGAAGUGAUGAAACAGAUAGUUAUUUUUUUAAUUGUAAGACAAAUCAAUUUGUAACUAUUGUUCUUGUACCUGAACAUAGUCUUGAUUAUUUUAAUAUGACACUUUUUUCUCAUACAAAUGUUUCCGAAGAAAUUGCAUCAAGUAAUUCAAUGAGAUAUAUUAAUUUUAUUCAAUUAGGAUUAAUAAACAAUAAUGGAACAUUUCGUAUUGAUGUGAAUCUACAUGAAAUGCAUCAAUUUCUUUUAUCACAUUCAUAUCGUUUGAUUGUUACUGGUUCUCAAGAUUUACUUGAUUUAAAAGAAGAAAUAAACAAUAUACAAGGACCUCAUAUUAUCAAUUGUUAG